Nymphaea colorata (pocket water lily) is the source of this 1440-nucleotide messenger RNA. Its product is annotated as zinc transporter 2-like. Bases 223 to 1284 code for a protein of 353 amino acids. The transcript is spliced from 4 exons. Lineage: Eukaryota; Viridiplantae; Streptophyta; Magnoliopsida; Nymphaeales; Nymphaeaceae. Gene Ontology annotation, cellular component: membrane. The record is from RefSeq and is a predicted model, not a curated record. Gene Ontology annotation, biological process: zinc ion transmembrane transport. Gene Ontology annotation, molecular function: zinc ion transmembrane transporter activity.
AUCGCCCAAGCUCGCCUCGCCAACGGUCGUACGUCACGUCUUCUUCUCCCUUCCCUUUCCGUUCUCUCUUCCUUCGCCGUCUCUUCUUCUCCUUCGCCGUCUCUGUUUUGCAGUACAAUCUCUCUCACCCAACAACCAUUCGUAGUACAAUACCUCUCUCCCUUAAAGUCCCCAACUCGAGGGCUACCAAGAUGCAUUCAGCUGCAUCUUCAAGUCGUUCUCAUGAGCCCCUUCCGCUUCUUCGUCUUCGUCUUUGCCGUCGCCGGCGUCCUACUCUCCGCCGAGGUCGCUUCCGGCCAUGGAGGAUCGCACGAUGAUGACACCGGAGGGGGUGAAGGAGAGCCUGCCCCGGACCUGAGGUCUAAGGGGUUGAUCGUGGUCAAGGUCCUGUGCCUCAUCAUCGUCUUUGCGGCGACGUUCCUCGGGGGCAUCUCCCCUUAUUUCUGCAAGUGGGACGAGGGCUUCCUCCUGGUGGGGACGCAGUUCGCCGGCGGCGUGUUCCUCGGCACGGCGAUGAUACACUUCCUGUCCGACUCCAACGAGACGUUUGAGGACCUCACCAGCAAAAGCUACCCCUUCGCCUUCAUGCUUGCCUGCGCCGGCUACCUCCUUACUAUGCUCGCCGACUGCGUGAUCCUCUCUGUUUACGAGAAGCGGGCCACCGGCUGCGGUGGAGACGUCGAGAAGGAGAGCAAAGGGGCUGCUGCAGAACUGAAAGAUGGGCGUGGGCAAGAACAAUCAACGAUCCAGAUGAAUAACAGUAUGGGAGGGCAAUUUUUAAGAUCAACGGCGGCCUUAACCAGUGCUACUUCCCUGGGCGAUAGCAUCAUAUUGAUUGUUGCCCUUUGUUUUCAUUCAGUAUUUGAAGGAAUUGCAAUUGGGGUUGCAGAAAACAAAGCUGGUGCUUGGAAAGCACUAUGGACAAUCUCCUUGCACAAGGUGUUUGCUGCUAUUGCGAUGGGUAUAGCAUUGCUGCGCAUGAUUCCAGAUCGCCCCUUCUUGUCUUGUGCUGCUUAUGCCUUUGCUUUCGCCAUCUCCAGUCCAAUAGGGGUCGCCAUUGGAAUUAUAAUAGAUGCUACAACACAAGGCCCAGUCGCAGACUGGAUAUAUGCCAUCUCCAUGGGUUUGGCUUGUGGGGUAUUUGUAUAUGUAUCGAUAAACCAUCUGCUUGCUAAGGGGUUUGUACCACAGAGGCCGACUCCACUCAAUUCUCCAUUCAACAAAUUCCUGGCCGUACUCCUGGGGGUUGGUGUUAUUGCUGUUGUAAUGAUCUGGGACACAUGAUUGCAGAGCUGCAGUUCACGAUAGAUUCAACUGACCCCUGGCAUGCCACAUAAGGUACCGAACAAGCAACGGCCAGGAGCUUCAUAUAGUUCUUUCGAGUGUAGUUUUGCCUUUAUAAGUGCAUACAUCCAAGUAAAUUUGGUAAUUUUAGAUUAA